AUGCUUGCCAUCCAAGAGGCCCGCCCCUCCAUCCACGUCUGGUCCUGGGCUCGAGAGCAGCCAGUGCUGCGGUUCAGUAUCCCGGAGAAGCUGGGCGUAGUCGCGGUCUCUCACGACGGCCUGUACUGUGCGGCUGGUGCACCAUCUGGCAAGCUCUACCUUUGGCAGGUGGCCACGGGCAGAAUGCUCAAGAUGUGGGAAGGCCAUUACAAGGGCGUCACUGCCCUUGCCUGGACAACCGACGACAUGUUCCUCCUUUCCGGCGGAGAGGACGCUCUGUUGCAUCUUUGGUCCCUCGCCAGCGUUUUCGAUGACGACGACGCAUCGAGCACGGACGAGACUUCUGUCCGACCCGAGCACACAUGGAACGAGCACGCGCUGCCCAUCACCUCCAUCUUCUGUGGCGUCGGCGGUGUGCGGGGACGCAUUUUGACCACCUCGAACGACCAAACCUGCAAGGUGUGGGACAUCCCCUCGCGACGCAUGGCGGCCUCGCUCAAGUUCCCUUCGUGCCUCACGACCGUCACCGUGGACGUACUUGAGCGACACCUCUUCGCCGGGUCUGUCGAUGGCCGAGUCUACGCUGUGGACCUCACCAUGCCUCUGCCCGCCUCCAACUCGGACGCAAUGUUUAUGGCAUCCGAAGGCGGCCUGCUGGACAUGGGUGAGGAGAAGGUGUUCGAUACACUCUCGGCUCACGAUCGACACAUCAGCAGCCUGAGCGUCUCGCUCGACGGCAAUCUGCUCCUGUCCGCCUCUCACGACGGAACCGCCAAGAUGUGGGAUCUGGGCAGUCGACAGGUGAUUCGAACGUUCACGACCAACAAGGGUCCUAUCACCUACGCUUCCAUUAUUGCCAAGCCCUUCAGCGAGGACAUGAACAUCGAUGACAGGCAAACAGACAAGCCGUUCAAGACCUUCUUGCACCGAAACGAGCAGUCGGGUAAGACCUUCUCCCGUGGCAGCCCAUACUCCGCUGGAGACGUCUCCACCCUCCUGGUGUCGAUGGCCGUGCCCACGGUGCUCGGCGACACCAAGUUGGUGUUUACGGACCUGCUGGACGAGGAAGAGGAGCCAGAGUCCUACCUCCCCUUGACCGCCGACCUGAAGGCGGCCGAGGGCGAGGAGGGAGUGCUCGAGCAACAGAACCGCGAGCUGCAGAAGCGAGUCGUCAACUUGGAACGGGAGGUCGCCCGAUGGAGCAACGUCAACAACGGCCUCUAUCGCUUCUGCGUCACCCAGCUCCUCGCCGCUCCCACGCAAGACCACAGCGUCAAGCAACCCCAAGAGCCCCACCACCACUGA
Acanthamoeba castellanii str. Neff is the source of this 1305-nucleotide messenger RNA. RefSeq names its product WD repeatcontaining protein. Gene Ontology annotation, biological process: DNA-templated DNA replication; rRNA processing. The record is from RefSeq and is a predicted model, not a curated record. NCBI's taxonomy places the organism in Eukaryota, Discosea, Longamoebia, Acanthamoebidae. Gene Ontology annotation, molecular function: protein binding. Gene Ontology annotation, cellular component: nuclear pre-replicative complex. The transcript is spliced from 11 exons. Bases 1 to 1305 code for a protein of 434 amino acids.